AUGGCCGAAACCAUCCUCGUCGUCGGUUCCACUGGUAACAUCGGCUUCUCUGCCAUCACAGCUGCUCUGCGUAGCAAACGCAAUGUCCUCGCCGUGGUCCGCAGCCAGUCUUCCGCCGACAAGCUGGUGAAGUACAUCGGCUCAGACAAGGGCAUCACCAUCGCGGAAGCAGAUGUUACAUCCGACACAGGGGUCAAAGGUGUGGUGGAGAAGGUGCGCGCUGGCAAGCUCCCUGCUUUCCAGCAUGUGUGGACUAGUGUCGGUGGCGAGUAUACAUUCGAUAAGAUCGAGAACGUGAGCACCGAACGCUUGCGUAGGAAUAUGAACAUUGGCUUCGAGGCCGGUUUCUUCGCCUACCGCGAUACCAUCAAAUACCUACGAGAGCAAAACAACCCGAACAGCACCUGGACGAUCUGCACCGGGGCACAAGGAGAGAUCGCCCAGUUCGUCGUACCUGCCAUGACCCAAGGUGCUCUCUUCCCAUUCUGCAAGGCGGCCGCACGGGAGAACGAGGAGACGAAUGUUCGUGUCAACGAAGUGUACCUCUGCUACCGUGUGGAGAACGACAAGGACGCUGUUGAGCAUGGUGUGACGAAGGCUUCGGACUUUGCGAAUGUGUACGAGAUGAUUCUGGAUUCGCCCGAUGUGCGUAGCUCGAGGGUUUGCGUGGAGAAUGCGGAUGAGGACUUGAAGAAGCUGAAGGUGAGACCUUUUCAAAAGAUCUAG
Molecule: messenger RNA, 726 nt
Organism: Recurvomyces mirabilis
Lineage: Eukaryota; Fungi; Ascomycota; Dothideomycetes; Mycosphaerellales; Teratosphaeriaceae
Exons: 3
Coding region: 1-726 (241 amino acids)
Molecular function (GO): oxidoreductase activity
Source: RefSeq, a predicted model, not a curated record